GGAUUUCUCUCCGCCUCGCCCCACAGCUUGGAUUCCCGCUUGGAGAUCUCAGGGCAGCGGCUGUUUCUUUCCCGUUCCCUUGGGGAGGCACGUGGCCGACGUGUGGAUGCGGGUCCUUGGGCCCCCACCCGCUGCGUCUGGCCUUUGGGGGAGAUUUGAACCGGGGACGACGCUAGUCCUUGUGGAGUUGCUCCUCGUCAGCCCCCCGGGUCCCCCGUCGGGGCCUGGGACCUAACGCACGUGGUGCAGGGCGGGCUGGAGAGAUGGGGCGCGUGGUGGCAAACUCUCUUUUCUGAAGCUGAGGCACGCCGGCCCCCUACCUGCGCCUGCCGGAGGAUGGGGAUCCCUGGGGAAACUUAGCUCCUGGGGGCUCUGCAAGAGGAAAGGUUGUAUUGUGCCCCUCGGGGGGGUCCUGUGCUUUGGAUGUGCCAGUGGAAAGCUGCGCCCCUGCCAGCAGCGGCAUGACGGCCUGCCAGUACCCCAUAGCGCCCGGGCCCCUGGAGCGGGACCGCAUGUACCAGCACAAAGUCUCCCUGGUGGUGCGCUACUUCAUGAUCCCGUGCAACAUUUGCCUCAUCCUUUUGGCCACCUCCACCCUGGGAUUUGCCGUGCUGCUCUUCCUCAAUAACUACAAGCCCGUCAACUAUUUUCCCCAGUCACUGCCAACGCCGCAAGAUGCAUGCCGAGGAAUGCUCUGUGGGUUCGGAGCUGUGUGCGAAAGGAGUCCCGCUGACCCGUCCCAGGCCUCUUGCGUCUGCAAAAAGACCACGUGCCCCUCAGUGGUGGCUCCUGUCUGUGGCUCGGACUAUUCCACCUACAGCAACGAGUGUGAGCUGGAGAAGGCCCAGUGCAACCAGCAGAGGAGGAUCAAAGUCAUCAGCAAGGGCCCCUGUGGUUCCAAGGACCCGUGUGCGGAGGUGACGUGUAGUUUUGGCAGUACCUGUGCCCGCUCUACUGAUGGGCAGUCGGCCAAGUGCAUCUGCCCAUCCUCAUGCCGCGGGGUGGCCGAGGGCACCGUGUGUGGCAGUGAUGGCAAGGACUACCACAGUGAGUGUGAGCUCAACAAGCACGCCUGCGACGCACAGCAGAACAUCUUCAAGAAGUUCGACGGGCCCUGCGACCCUUGCAAGAACGCCGUCAACGACCUGAGCCGGGUCUGCCGGGUGAACCCUCGCACCCGCCGAGCGGACCUGCUUUUCCGGCCCGAAAACUGCCCCCCAAAGAGGGACCCAGUGUGUGGCGAUGAUGGGGUAACCUAUGACAGCGAGUGCGUCAUGGGACGGUCGGGCGCUCUGCGGGGGCUGGAGAUCCAGAAGGUGCGUUCGGGGCAGUGCCAGCCGCAGGACAAGUGCAGGGACGAAUGCAAGUUUGGCGCCGUGUGCCUCAACCGGCGUGGCACCACCCGCUGCUCCUGCGAUCGCAUCACCUGCGACGGCGCCUAUCGGCCUGUCUGCGCCCGGGACAGCCGGACGUACAGCAACGACUGCGAGCGCCAGAAGGCAGAGUGCCAGCAGAAAGCUGCCCUCCCUGUAAAGCACGAGGGGCCCUGUGACCUGGGCACCCCCAGCCCCUGUCUCAGCAUGGAGUGCACCUUUGGGGCCACCUGCGUGGUGAAGAACCAGGAGGCGGUGUGCGAGUGCCAGCAGGUCUGCCAAGGCCGCUACGACCCCGUCUGCGGCACCGACAACCGCCCCUACGGCAACCCUUGUGAGCUGAGUGCCACGGCCUGCGUCCUGAAGAAGGAAAUCAAAGUCAAGCACAAAGGGCCCUGCGACCGUUGCGGCAAAUGCCAGUUUGGCGCCAUCUGCGAGGCAGAGACGGGCCGAUGCGUGUGCCCCACGGAGUGCGUGGCCUCCUCGCAGCCCGUGUGCGGCACCGACGGCAACACCUAUGGCAGCGAAUGCGAGCUCCACGUCCGGGCCUGCACCCAGCAGACCAACAUCCAGGUGGCUGCGCAAGGAGACUGCAAGUCCUGCGGCAGCACGGUGUGCUCCUUUGGAAGCAAGUGCGUGGGCGGGCAGUGCAUGUGCCCGCGCUGCGAGAGGCAGCCCUUGUCCCCGGUGUGCGGCAGCGACGGCGUGACCUAUGACAACCCGUGUGAACUGCACGUGGCUUCCUGCCGGCAGAAGAAGACCAUCGAGGUCUCCAGGACGGGGCCAUGUGAGGACGAAUGCGGCUCAGGGGGGUCUGGCUCCGGGGACGACGGGGAGUGCGAGCAGGACCGGUGCCGGCGGUUUGGAGGCCUGUGGGAUGAGGACAUGGAGGACGACCGCUGCGUGUGCGACUUCACCUGCUUAGCUGUGCCGCGCAGCCCGGUGUGCGGCUCCGACGGAGUGACCUAUGCCAACGAGUGUGAGCUCAAGAAGUCACGCUGUGAGAAGCGCCAGGACCUCUACGCCACCGGGCAAGGAGCCUGCCGCACCGCCACGACGACCCCCCCACCGCUGGUGCCCCUGCACUGCAGCCAGACCGUGUAUGGAUGCUGCCCUGACAACAUGACCCAGGCGCUUGGCGUGGGCUCAGCCGGGUGCCCGAGCACCUGCCAGUGUAAUGCCUACGGCUCCUACGGGGGGGCCUGCGACCCCACCACCGGCCAGUGCUCCUGCAAACCCGGCGUGGGAGGCCUCAAGUGCGACCGCUGCGAGCCCGGCUUCUGGAACUUCCGCGGCAUCGUCACCGACAGCAAAAGCGGCUGCACCCCUUGUAACUGCGACCCGGUGGGCUCCGUCCGUGAUGACUGCGAGCAGAUGACUGGACUCUGCUCCUGUAAGACGGGCAUCACCGGCAUGAAAUGCAACCAGUGCCCCAAUGGCAGCAAGCUGGGCAUGACUGGCUGUGAGAAAGACCCAUUGGCACCAAAAUCCUGCCAUGAGAUGAUCUGCGAGUUCGGGGCGUCGUGCGUGGAGGUCAAUGGCUUUGCCCACUGCGAAUGCCCAUCCCCACUCUGUACAGAGGCCAACAUGACCAAGGUGUGCGGCUCUGAUGGUGUCACCUAUGGUGACCAGUGCCAGCUGAAGACCAUUGCGUGCCGGCAAGGGCAGAUCAUCAUGGUGAAGCACGCCGGACAGUGCCAUGAGUCCAUCACUCACGCGAGUCACACCUGGCCUCCCACGCCGCUGCCCAUGCCCACGCAGGCCCUGGACAGACUCCUCCUCCCCCCGCCUCUGCAGCUCACCACUCGGGCCCCCGACUCCUCGGAGAAACCCACCGGGUCCCUGCUGGUGGAGGCGAGUCCCACUCCAAGAAGCCAUCCCGCUACCAGACGGAUAACCACUGCCCGGCCAGCCACCACUCCCUGGAUCAUGCACGGCCUUCGCAAGACCACUGUCCACCCCAUCUUGACUGCUCCGGUGGUCCCAGCCACCAUCCAGCCUGCCUUCGCUGAGUCCGGCAGCGCAGAAGGCAGCGGAGACCAGGAGAUGGGCAUCAGCGGGGACCAGGAAGCUAGCGGAGCCGGCUCUGCAGGAGAAGAGGAGCCAGAGGAAAGCCAAGUUACACCCACUCCAGCCAUUGAAAGAGCCACCUGCUUUAAUACCCCUCUGGGCUGCUGCUCUGAUGGCAAGACAGCCGCCAUCGAUGCAGAAGGGAGCAACUGUCCUGCCACCAAGGUCUUCCAAGGAGUACUCAUCCUAGAGGAGGUGGAGGGCCAGGAGCUGUUCUACACGCCCGAGAUGGCCGACCCCAAAUCGGAGCUCUUCGGGGAAACUGCCCGGAGCAUCGAGAGUGCGCUGGACGAGCUUUUCCGCAACUCUGAUGUCAAGAGGGAUUUCAAGAGCAUCCGCGUGAGGGACCUGGGUCAGAGCAAUGCCAUCCGUGUCAUCGUCGAGUCCCACUUUGAUCCAGCCACGUCCUACACAGCGGCCGACGUCCAGAAGGCCCUUCUGAAGCAGAUCAAAGCCUCCAAGAAGAAGACCAUCCUGGUGAAGAAGCCGCAACAGGAUCAUGUCAAAUUCAUGGACUUUGACUGGAUCCCCAGGCUCUUCACCACCACGACCACUACAACCACCGCCACCACCAUGGCGCCCGCCACCACGCGGAGGUUCACCACCGCCACCACCACCACCGCCCACGUCCUGCGCCCAGAAACCAUGGGGAGGCCCAGCAGCAAGUUGGCAGCACCCGUCACCACCAGGAGACCCACUGCCACCGUGCCAGCCACCACCCGGAGGAAACCCACGCGCCAGCCCCCAGCCACCAAGAAGCCGGCCCGGCCCUGUGACUCCCACCCCUGCCUGCAUGGCGGCACCUGCGAGGACGAUGGGAAAGAGUUCACCUGCAGCUGCCCGGUGGGAAAGGGAGGCGCCGUGUGUGAGAAGUCCAUCAGAUACUUCAUCCCCAGCUUUGGCGGAAAGUCCUACCUGGCCUUCAAGACAAUGAAGGCCUAUCACACGGUGCGCAUCGCCAUGGAGUUUCGGGCCUCUGAGCUCAGCGGGCUGCUGCUCUACAACGGGCAGAACCGGGGCAAGGACUUCAUCUCCCUGGCACUUGUCAAUGGCUUUGUGGAGCUCAGGUUCAACACAGGAUCUGGUACCGGCGUCAUCACCAGCAAAGUGCCUGUCGAGCCUGGCAAGUGGCACCAGCUGGUGGUGAACCGGAACCGCCGUAAUGGCAUGCUGUCGGUGGAUGGGGAGUCGCACGUGAAUGGGGAGAGCCCCACCGGCACCGACGGGCUGAACUUGGACACAGAAUUGUUCAUCGGAGGAGCACCGGAAGACCAGAUGCUUGUGGUGGCAGACCGCACUGCAGCCACGGCUGGCCUGAAGGGCUGCAUCCGUCUGCUGGACGUGAACAACCAGAUGUACGACCUGCGGGAGAAGGGCACCGACGUGAUGUACGGCAGCGGGGUGGGCGAGUGCGGUAAUGACCCCUGCCACCCCAACCCCUGCCACCACGGCGGCAUCUGCCACGUCAAGGAGGCCGAGAUGUUCCACUGCGAGUGUCUCUCCACCUACACAGGUCCAACCUGUGCCGACGAGAGGAACCCCUGUGACCCCAGCCCGUGCCACGUCUCGGCCACCUGCCUGGUGCUGCCAGAGGGAGGCGCCAUGUGCGCGUGCCCCAUGGGGCGGGAAGGGGAUUUCUGCGAGUUCGUCACGGAGCAGGACCAGACCAUGCCCUUCCUCCCGGAGUUCAACGGCUUCUCCUACCUGGAGCUGAGCGGGCUGCAGACCUUUGUGCCCGAUAUCCAGGAAAAGUUGUCCAUGGAGGUCGUGUUCCUGGCCAAGAACCCCAGUGGCAUGAUCUUCUACAACGGGCAGAAGACGGACGGCAAAGGGGACUUUGUCUCGCUGGCCUUGCAUGACGGCUACCUGGAGUACAGAUACGACCUGGGCAAAGGGGCAGCGGUGCUCAGGAGCAAGGAGCCAAUCCCCCUGAACACAUGGGUCAGUGUCUUCCUGGAGAGGAAUGAGCGCAAGGGCGUGAUGAGGAUUAACCACGGCGAGAGGGUGAUGGGAGAGUCACCGAAAUCCCGUAAGGUGCCUCACGCCUUCCUGAACCUGAAGGAGCCCCUGUAUGUCGGGGGCGCGCCCGAUUUCAGCAAACUGGCUCGCGCCGCGGCCAUCUCCACAAGCUUUGAUGGCGCCUUGCAGAGGAUCUCCAUUAAGGGGGUCCCUGUCCUGAAAAAGGAGAACAUCCGCAGCGCCAUCGAGAUCUCCACCUUCCACUCCCACCCUUGCACCCAGAAGCCCAACCCCUGCCAAAACGGGGGCAAGUGCAACCCCCGGCUGGAGAGCUACGAGUGCGCCUGCCAGAGGGGCUUCUCCGGUGCCCACUGCGAGGAAGUGAUCAUCGAGAAGGCAGCCGGGGACUCCGAGGCCAUUGCCUUUGAUGGCAGGACCUACAUGGAAUACCACAAUGCCGUGACAAAAAGCCAACUGACUAAUGAGAUCCCAGCUCCCGAAGUGCUGGACUAUCCCGCAGACCACAGUGAGAAGGCCUUGCAAUCCAACCACUUCGAGCUGAGCAUCAAGACGGAGGCCACCCAAGGCUUGAUCCUGUGGAGCGGGAAGGGGCUGGAGCGCUCAGACUACAUCGCCCUGGCCGUCGUGAACGGCCACGUGCAAAUGACCUACGACCUCGGCUCCAAGCCGGUCGUCCUGCGUUCCACCGUCCCGGUCAACACGAACCAGUGGGUUCAUAUCAAAGCUUACAGAGUGCAGAGAGAGGGCUCCUUGCAGGUGGGCAAUGAAGCCCCCAUCACUGGUUCAUCCCCGCUUGGAGCAACACAGCUAGACACGGACGGGGCCCUCUGGCUGGGGGGAAUGGAGAAGCUCAACGUGGCUCACAAGCUGCCCAAAGCCUACAGCACUGGCUUCACCGGCUGCAUACGGGACGUGAUAGUCGACCGCCAAGAACUGCACCUGGUGGAGGACGCUUUAAACAAACCCACGAUAUUACACUGCUCGGCCAAAUAGACCCCAGGGACCCUUCGUAUCCCCUCCCCCCUCCUGCCUAUUGCUGUAAUUAUUUUCUAUUUUUGUAAACUUAUUGCUUUUUAUAUUUUUUUGGGGGGGAGGUGGGGACCGAGGGGGGAAGAAACACUUUUUCCCCCCCGCCUUUUUUUUUUCCGGUUAUUUGUUUGGUUGCAGUGUAUCCAGGCUGGUCGGACUGUGAGCAGCAGCAACAAAGAACAAGCCCUGAAUCAAGUCUCUGAGAAGUGAGAAAGGAACACACACCCUGUAGCAUCCCGCCUUGGAAAUUUCCAUUCAUGUUUUCUCAGUCAUA
Gavialis gangeticus (Gharial) is the source of this 6726-nucleotide messenger RNA. It is a transcript of the gene AGRN, whose product is annotated as agrin. The record is from RefSeq and is a predicted model, not a curated record. NCBI's taxonomy places the organism in Eukaryota, Metazoa, Chordata, Crocodylia, Gavialidae. Bases 462 to 6416 code for a protein of 1984 amino acids. Gene Ontology annotation, molecular function: calcium ion binding; laminin binding. Gene Ontology annotation, biological process: G protein-coupled acetylcholine receptor signaling pathway; receptor clustering. The transcript is spliced from 38 exons.